Molecule: messenger RNA, 2745 nt
Organism: Lasiosphaeria miniovina
Lineage: Eukaryota; Fungi; Ascomycota; Sordariomycetes; Sordariales; Lasiosphaeriaceae
Product: muts domain V-domain-containing protein
Exons: 7
Biological process (GO): mismatch repair; mitochondrial DNA repair
Cellular component (GO): mitochondrion; nucleus
Molecular function (GO): mismatched DNA binding; ATP binding; ATP-dependent DNA damage sensor activity
Source: RefSeq, a predicted model, not a curated record
AUGGUACAAUCUGAGCUCGGCAGCGACUCGGACUCGGGCUGGGAUACGGACGAAGAGGAAGAGUUAGGGAAGCUCGUCGGCGCAACGAGUACGCCUAGACAAGGGCUGGGUGGCGACGAAGACAAGGACAAGCUCAUUUGCGCUAUCAGCGAGAGUCGCUCGUCAGAUGUGCUAGGUCUGGCGGUUAUCAAUCUGACGGCUGGACAGGUCGACAUAGUUACGAUUCUGAACGACGACAAAUACCAGCGGCUGUUUGAGACUCUGUGGAGGAUUCAGGGUACACCCGAGGUCUUCUUGGUUUUGAAGAAUGUCGUCAGCGAGAAUAGCAAGUCCCGGCUGGCUCCGAGCCUCGAUCAUGAGUUUCCAGAUGUGCCUAUCCUUCCUCUGGUGCGAGAGAAUUGGAACAAACUCGAAGCCCAUCGGUUGAUCGAUCUGUUUUCUGUCAACAGACAGGCAAAGGCCACCGGGGACAGUCUUGGAAGCAGUUUCUACGGGUCAUGCGCGUUUGCAGCAGCUAUGACAUAUGUGCGGGAAGAAUUAAAUAUUUUCUUCUCGAAGCAAUCGCUCGUGAUUCGACACAGCCGGCCGGCUGAUGCCAUGGGCAUCGACCGGUCCACAAUCAUGAGCCUCGAGCUGUUGUACAAUAUUCGUGGGCCAAAGACCAAGUCUUCCACCCUGUUCGGGGUGUUGAAUUACACACGCACACCGCAAGGCAGGCGGCUGCUUCGUUCCACUAUGUUGCAGCCGAGUAUCAAAAAGGAGGAGAUCUUAGGCCGUUACGACGCGCUCCAAGCGCUGUGCGACGACGAGGACCUCUUCCAGGACGUGUCCAAGGGGCUCAAGGAUCUCACAGGCAUGGACGUUGAGAGGUCAAUCCCCUGGGCACACGCCCAUCCUGCUCUGGACGAGGGUGUGGCCAUGAUUCAGGGGCAUUACCAGAUCUUCCUCCCAGUCCACGCCGAGCUAUACGAGGCGGAGCGAGAGCUCAAUCACAUCCUGAUGCUCCGAAGGUAUAUUGCCGGUGUGCAGCAUCUUCACCGCACCGUCAGUUCUGCGCAUUGUGCAAGCAGCCUAGUCGACUCGAUCCUGGAAAAGUUCUCGCUCGGGACGCUUGGCCCCGUUGUCCAGGUCUUAAUUGACUCCAUUGAAGAGGAUGCAACAUACAGCAAUGCUCCGAUCGACAUCAGAAACAACAGGCUAUGGGCAGUCAAGGCCGAGCCGAACGGGAUCUUGGAGCGCGCGCGAAAGCUGUUCCGACGCCGCGUUGAUGAACUCAACGAAUAUGUCGACCGCCUCAAUGAUCACUUUACAAAACACCUGGGUAUGAUUGCCGAGUUAUGCAUGGACAACGACAAAGAUAGGCACUAUCACCUCCGCUUCCACUGGGAGGACGUGAAAUAUGACGUGUCUCGGCGUUGGCGAGAGGUUGAAACUCAAAAGGUCGGGCACGCAUAUCACUGGAAGCAGUACACGAUUGGUGGCGUGCCGAUCGUAAAUGGUGUUCGACGCAAGAAGCACUACUACUGCCAGACCAUUGAGCUGCUCGAGAGAAGCAGAGAGAUCCAACUCCAGGCGGAUAUCGUCACGACUCAAAGCGACAGACUCGUCUUGGAGCUGAAGGGCCGACUCCUACGCCACGCGCCGGCAUUGCUGGCCAUGAGCGACGCGGUAGCAAAGCUGGACAUGCUCUGCUCAUUUGCCGACCUCUCUACGUCCCAGAACUAUGUCAGGCCUGUCAUUGCCGACUCGCUCGUCCUCAAGGCCGCGCGAAACCCGAUCACAGAGAUCCGCAAGAUAAAUUUCGUCGCCAACGACGUAUUUUCAGGAAAGGAUGGUCAACGCUUUCUUGUCAUCACGGGCGGCAACAUGAGUGGCAAAAGUACGUUCAUCAGAACCAUCGCCCUGAUUCAGAUUAUGGCACAGAUGGGCUGUUUUAUACCAGCCCGGUAUGCUGGCAUUCCGAUUUGCGACAGAAUCUUCACUCGGGUGUCGACAGAGGACAGGCCCGAAGGGAAUUUGGGAACUUUGGGUGUUGAGAUGAGGGAGAUGAACGUGGUACUAAGGAAAGCGACAAAAAAUAGUCUCGUCAUCAUCGACGAGUUAGGUCGUGGGACAUCUCGUAAAGAUGGCCUGGCAAUCGCCAUUUCAAUGUCAGAGAGUCUAAUCGAUAUUGGCUGCCGCGUGUUUUUCGCGACGCACUUUCCGGAAAUUGCGCGCGUCCUGAACUCUUGGAAGCCCAAGAGUGUAUUGAAUGUGCACUUUGAAGGUCGGAGCGUCAUGAGCACCGACGCGGCCCAAAUAUCGUUGCCACACAGGCUCUCCAGUGGUCCGGUUGAAGAAACAGACCACGGCCUCGACCUGUCGCGCCGAUUUUUUCUGCCACAAAUCGUUCGCAAUGCCGAGAAGGUGUCCGGAUUUCUGCAAAGCAGACAAAUAGCAGAGGAACCGGGACCGAUGAGCCGGGAAGCUGAGCAAAACAAGCUCAUCUUAGCUCUGCCAGACCUGCUCAAGCAGGCACAUGGAUCUAAUAUGGACGAUUCCGCCCUCGAAUCCUAUUUGGAGAGGCUCCAGACCGAGUUCACUGUCAGAAUGGACGAGGUUGCUGACGACGACGCUUUGAAAGACACAACCAACACGCCGCGUUCGGCUGAGAAGCCCGUCCUGGAUAAACCAGACAAGGAAGAGCUGAUGGAUUGGAAGAAGAAAUGCGACGAAGGCGAAAAGAGAGUCAUGCGGGCCCACCUA